Molecule: messenger RNA, 3003 nt
Organism: Oryzias latipes (Japanese medaka)
Lineage: Eukaryota; Metazoa; Chordata; Actinopteri; Beloniformes; Adrianichthyidae
Gene: rec8b
Product: REC8 meiotic recombination protein b
Biological process (GO): double-strand break repair; meiotic sister chromatid cohesion
Cellular component (GO): meiotic cohesin complex
Molecular function (GO): chromatin binding; protein binding
Source: RefSeq, a predicted model, not a curated record
GUGGAAAAUGAAGAUGUAGAUUAAAUGGAUCCUUUUUAUCUGCAAGUGGAUGCAUCGGAAUGAAGUAGAGCAGGAAGCGUCUUGUUUACCAAUUGUGGCACCUGAGUCACUGCUACCAGUUUUUUCCAUUUUUUGUCUGCACAUGAUUCACAACGAUUUGAAUAGAAAUACUCAGAAAUGCAAUUUAAAUUUACUUUUUUUUUCAUUGGAAUGGGUCUUCAGAACUGUCAUGCUGUGAUGAAGCUUUCAUUAAAUCGAAAUAAUGCACAGGUAAUUCAAUUCUCACUGCUGUAGAAAGAGUUAACGUCUUUGUUCAUUGUCUAUUGUUUGUGCGUCUGAUCUUAAACACAGGAACCCCGAAAAACUAAUAAUUCUCAGUUUUCCGAUUAUUGUGAACGCAUCACAGAUGUUUACGUUUAACCAGAAUCCAAUUCUACGAUUGGUCCGUUCUGAGUCAACGCGGGAAAUUUCUUCUACCGACUUCAAUGUGGUUAUUUAUUUUUCUUGAUCAAGUUUGUAAACUUCGAGGCUUACUUUGAUUCUUACUAAACCAACAAAGAUAAAAAAAAAAUGUUUUAUUACCCAAAUGUCCUCCAGAGACACACAGGAUGCUUUUCUACUGUUUGGUUAGCCGCUACCAGAGGUAUUCAAGUCCAUCGCAAAGAGCUCGUGAAAGUCAAUGUUAAGCGAACCUGUGGGGCCAUUUUGGACUACAUCACUGCACAGGUUCCUCCACCACAGCCCAACCAGCCGAGGCCUCGCUUUUCUCUCUACCUGUCUUCCCAGCUACAGUAUGGAGUGGUUGUGGUCUACUACAAGCAAUGUGGCUUCCUGCUUGAGGAAAUUCAGCAAACCAUCCACCGCCUGCUGCGCUGUAAAAGACACGUGCGCAUCGACAUGGAAGAGCCCGAAAGGAUGCUGAUGGAUGUUCCUGACAGUCUGGAGAUGCUGGUGGAGACGGAUGGAGCUCAGGACCCCUUCUUCGGUGUCUUGGAAUCUUAUCAUAUCCCCAGUCCAAAUGAAAUAUACCAGGCUGAUUUUGUGAUUGCAGACAGAGAUGUGCAGGACUCCUUGAAGCGCAGCCGUAACUCAGCACCUAAUAAUGGCUUCAGCUCACCUCCAGCUGCCAUCACCCUGACGGAGAAGGAGCCGUUUGUCAUCAACACUGCUGAGUAUUUUGAGGGGGACGACCUCCCUGAAGCCACUGCCAAAGACAUCGAGCUGCUGAUGGAACAGCCAGACCUGUUCUGGAAAGAAGCCGAGCGGCAGCAGACGGAGGACCUGGUCAAAGACCAGGGAACCGUUUCCUCUAUUGAUCAGCUGAAGGAGACCACACUGGGAGGGGAGCAGGACAGUGUGUGGCUGCCGGACGAGGAUGCUGACCGACCGGUGGGGCUUCUUGCAGCAGCUGCUGCUCUCGAGAUGACGCCUCAACACGUUGCCAUGCCAACUCCGUCCAGAAGAGCAUCCGAGAGCUUAGGAGAUGAACCAGCAGGAAUUUUGGAUGCAGAGAUGGCUGUUCCUCCUCGUCGGCAGCGUGAACGCAGAAGACAGCUGGUUUUUGCAGACGUACAGGUCCAGCUAUCCCACAGUGCCAUGCAGGAGCAGAUUGGAAACCCACAGACCGGGACACUGAAUCUGGCUGAGGUGAUUCUGGGCUCUGUGAUCAACUGUGACACUCCUGCUCAGCUCUUUGUCGCCCCCUGUGGAGCUCUUCUCCACCCUGACCUCCUGUCGCUAUGGAAACAGCAGGCCUCACUCUCCGUCCUGCCGGGAGAAAGGCAGAGUGGGGAGGAGGAGGCCAUGGAAAUACUCAGGGCGGAAAGGAAGAGAAGGCACUCUUACAUGAAGGAGCUGUCUGGUGUGUCAGGAAUCCAACUUUCAGACGCCUCAUCUGUGUCAGAUGUGAUCCACGACCUGUCCAAAGAAAAUAGAUCUUCAAGCGAUGUGCUGACUCCUGCCAGCAGAUGGUCUCUGCAGGAGGAGCUCCAGCUACCUAUGGAGCCCAUCAUGGAGGAAAACAUUAAGAUGCCAGAGGUUCCUGAUGACAUUGAAGACGGAAACAUGUCGAGCUGGAUCUACUCCACCAUUCAGGGACUCGGACAGGUUACUUUUGACUCACUGCUGCCCCCAGAGGCCGACCGGUUCAUUGCAGCUCAGACUCUCAACAAACUGCUGGAGCUGCUGUCAGACCAACAGGUGACUGCGUCUCAGUCUGAGCCCUAUGCCGACAUCGUCAUCAACCAGGCUGAGCUCAGGACGUCUGCCUGAAAGUCCCGCCCCCGCCAAUUCUCAUUUAUCCGUUCCUGAAUUUGCAAGCGAUAUUGGAGCUGUUUUCAUGCACAUUUUUCUAACUGUUCCGAAAAGUUUGUUAAAGUUUGUUAAACUGAUUGAGUUUAGAUACUUUUUUAAUCCAAACAUUUUCUUCAAAUGUGCUGUUUGUGUUUUAUAUGUUGUAAAAUGAAUUUUAAAACUGGAAAAUUGCAGACUUACAUUCAGAGCGUGGGGUUUCCCAGUUUUCUUAUGUUUAAUGUUUAGACAUGAAUUAAAUAUUGAUGAAACACCGUGGAAAUGUGGGAGUGUGACCUCAUGUGAUGCUAGACUGUGGCUUAUAUGGGCAGGAAAAAGUCCUGGAUCAUAAGCGGCUGUUGUUGCUUAUGGUGCAGAGAAGUGUGCAUAAAUGAAAGGUGACAGGCGCAGGUUUAUCUUCCUGCGUCUGACAGGAACAGAUUGCAUGUUGCUGGCAGGAAUCUCCCAUCUGACCUUACGCCUCAGCAACUCUGCGUAUUUGAGGUGUUUUUGCUCGUUAAAUGCACCGGCCGCUGGUGUUUGUUUGUGUGGGAGACGGAGAUCUAUACAACACCCGGAUGUGACCGAGAGGACUGAGCUGCAGAAACAUCCAUCACAUCCUGGAAUGGUACUCGUUUAUGUUGCAGGGAUGUGCCAGAAACGAAAUAAGUCAAGACAGGGAGACCUGAAAAUAAAGUCAACAUGCAGAGCAUC